ACAAACACCUCAGUGAAGCGAAGCACAGACAAGCGCCCGAGCUGUAGUGUGGAGGAGUUGUGUGUUGGAAGAAGAUGGCGGAUCCAGGAAUGAUGAGUCUGUUUGGCGAGGAUGGGAAUAUUUUCAGUGAAGGCCUCGAAGGCCUCGGAGAAUGUGGCUACCCCGAAAACGCCGUGAAUUCCGUGGGUCAGCAGAUGUCGCUAGACCAAGGCUUUGCCUCUCUGCAGCCAGCCCUUCACCACCCCUCCACUAGUCAGAAUCAAACCAAGUUGACCCAUUUCGAUCACUAUAAUCAGUAUGAACAAAAGCUGCAUCUGAUGGAUCAGCCGAACAGGAUGAUGAGCAGUGGCCCCGGGAACGGACUGGCGUCCCCUCACUCGCAGUACCACACCCCUCCCGUCCCCCAGGUCCCUCACGGCGGCGGCGGCGGCGGCGGCGGCGGCGGCCAGCUGGGAGUCUACGCCGGCAUGCAGAACGAGAGGCACGGGCAGUCGUUUGUAGACAGCGGCUCCAUGUGGGGACCCCGGGCCGUUCAGGUGCCGGACCAGACCCGAGCCCCUUACCAGCCGCCGCCGCCGCAGCCCCCGCCCCCGCCCCCGCCGGCCCCGGCAGGGCCCCCAGCACAGGCCCACCCUCCGCACGUGCAGCAGAUGGGCGGCUACCUGGCGCGCGGGGACUUCCCCAUGCAGCAGCACGGCCAGCCGCAGAGGCUGAGCCAGUUCUCCCAAGGUCAGGAGGGCCUCAGUCAGGGCAACCCUUUCAUCGCCACCUCAGGACCCGGCCACUUGUCCCAUGUGCCCCAGCAGAGCCCCGGCCUGGCACCUUCUCUGCGGCACUCGGUGCAGCAGUUCCACCACCACCCCCCGACUGCUCUCCAUGGAGAAUCCGUUGCCCACAGUCCCAGAUUCUCCCCUAAUCCUCCUCAGCAAGGGGCCGUUAGGCCACAAACCCUUACUUUCAGCUCUCGGAGCCAGACAGUCCCCUCACCUACUCUAAACAACUCAGGGCAGUACUCUCGAUAUCCUUACAGUAACCUAAAUCAGGGAUUAGUUAACAAUACAGGGAUGAAUCAAAAUUUAGGCCUUACAAACAAUACUCCAAUGAACCAGUCCGUACCAAGGUACCCCAAUGCUGUAGGAUUCCCGUCGAACAGUGGUCAAGGACUAAUGCACCAGCAGCCCAUCCACCCCGGUGGCUCACUUAACCAAAUGAAUACACAGACUAUGCAUCCUUCACAGCCUCAGGGAACUUACGCCUCUCCGCCUCCCAUGUCACCCAUGAAAGCAAUGAGUAAUCCAGCAGGUACUCCUCCUCCACAAGUCAGGCCUGGCAGUGCGGGGAUACCAAUGGAAGUCGGCAGUUAUCCAAAUAUGCCCCACCCUCCACCAUCUCACCAGCCCCCUGGUACCAUGGGAAUUGGACAGAGGAAUAUGGGCCCCAGAAACCUGCAGCAGUCUCGACCUUUUCUGGGCAUGUCCUCAGCACCAAGGGAACUGGCUGGGCACAUGAGACCCAACGGUUGUCCUGGCGUUGGCCUCGCAGAUCCACAGGCCAUCCAGGAGCGGCUGCUGCCUGGCCAGCAGCAUCCCGGUCAGCAGCCUUCUUUCCAGCAGUUGACAACCUGCCCUCCAAUGCAGCCUCACCCGGGCCUGCACCACCAGUCUUCACCCCCACACCCGCAUCACCAGCCUUGGGCACAGCUCCACCCAUCACCCCAGAACACCCCGCAGAAAGUGCCUGUGCCUCAGGUAAGGCAACCUUGAUUGUGCAUGUAAAUUGCUCUAGUGGGGUCUUUAAAUUCUGUGGAAAGCUUUUUAGUUUUGAGUUGAUGGUUUUUUUUGUUUUUUUUUGGUAAGCUGGUCUAGCAUAUCUUGUCUUUUCCCUUCCCCGAAUUGAGCUGGUGCUAAGGAUGUGUAGGUAACUAAAAUGGGUCCCUACAGUAGUCAGCAGAGACAGGUUCUGUGUUCAGAGUGAGUUCACGUUGUUAGCGGUAGACUAUGCUACUUUUUUUUUUUUUUUUUUUUUGCCUUUGGGAAGCUGUAAAACGGUUUCUUCUGUAACAUAUAUUUUGCCAACUGUUGCAUACUAGCGUGAACUUAAUUGCAAACUGUGGAUUAUCACAGUAAACAGGAAUUCACAGAAAGUGUUCAGUCUCUGAGAUUUGGGUAUGUGACAUUCAAACAGGAGGAGCUUGUCUUUUCAUAAACUUGGAUUUAGUGUCCUGUAGAACUCGGACGCCAGUAGAUUGAGGUUUGAAGCUCCGACAGUCGUCACAGAGACAUCUCUCUACGAGAGACGUUUGUGUGAACCCUAGAUCUA
Messenger RNA from Erinaceus europaeus (western European hedgehog), 2319 nucleotides. Its product is annotated as chromodomain-helicase-DNA-binding protein 7-like. The transcript has a single exon. The coding region runs from base 75 to 1763 and encodes 562 amino acids. The record is from RefSeq and is a predicted model, not a curated record. NCBI's taxonomy places the organism in Eukaryota, Metazoa, Chordata, Mammalia, Eulipotyphla, Erinaceidae.